AUGUCGUUUUCAAUCUCUUUUCAUAUCUCACAGCUUGGCUCUCCACAGCUUGGAAGCAUGAGAUUAAGAACAAGCUUGACUUUUUUUUUUUUUUUUUUCCCCCCUGUAGGAGUUGAUGAAAACACUAUUCUUAACAUCUUGACAAAACGCAGUAAUGCCCAAAGGCAGGAAAUAGCUACUGCCUACCAGAAAAGAACAAGAAAGGAGCUUGCAAAUGUUCUGAAGAAUGCGCUGUCUGGUAACCUUGAAACAGUAAUUUUGGGCUUGAUGAAGACUGUACCACAAUAUGAUGCAUCAGAGUUAAAGGCUUCCAUGAAGGGUCUGGGAACAGAUGAGGAUACGCUGAUUGAAAUUGUAUGCUCUCGAACGAAUGAUGAAUUGCGGGAAAUCAAUCAAGCUUAUAAAGAGAUGUACAAAACUGAACUAGAAAAGGAUAUAGUCUCUGACACAUCAGGUGAUUUCCGCAAAUUGCUUGUUGCCUUGGCAAAGGGUAAAAGAGAUGAAAACAUUUCUAUAAUCGACUUUGAAAAAAUUGACCAGGAUGCAAGGGAGUUGUAUGAAGCUGGAGUCAAGAGGAAAGGAACAGAUGUUCAAAAAUGGAUCACCAUUAUGACUGAGGGGGCCAUACCUCAUCUGCAAAAAGUAUUUGAAAGGUACAACUGUUACAGCCCUUAUGACAUGGAGGAAAGCAUCAAAAAGGAGGUGAAAGGGGACCUGGAAAAUGCCUUCCUUAAUCUCGCUCAGUGUAUUCGAAACAAACAUCAGUAUUUCGCAGACAAGCUUUUUGAUUCUAUGAAGGGCAAAGGAACCAAAGAUAAGCUUCUGAUAAGGAUAAUUGUUUCCCGCUGUGAGGUCGACCUGCUACAGAUUAAAAGAGAAUUCAGAAAGAAGUACGGCAAACCCCUGAACUCCUGUAUCGCUCAAGAGACAAAGGGUGAUUACCAGAAAGCCCUUCUGAACCUCUGCGGAGAUGAUUGAAGACUAGGCUGAAAAAGACUCCAGCUUUGCUCCCCAGCAAAUGUGUAACUGUACAACAAAGCAAAAACAAACUUUGCAUUAUAGAAAGUGCUACUAGUCUGUGCUUACCUCUUGUAUGUUUUGUAGUAUUUUGUAUAGUUCAUUUUGCAAGAUUCAUCAGGCUGCUUUUCGGCUGUAGUUGUAUAAAAGAAGAAAACAAAUUAAAGGAUAACUUUUAUAUAAAAAAAA
Molecule: messenger RNA, 1206 nt
Organism: Protopterus annectens (West African lungfish)
Lineage: Eukaryota; Metazoa; Chordata; Ceratodontiformes; Protopteridae
Gene: ANXA2
Product: annexin A2
Exons: 11
Coding region: 1-978 (325 amino acids)
Cellular component (GO): cytoplasm
Molecular function (GO): cytoskeletal protein binding; phospholipase inhibitor activity; calcium ion binding
Source: RefSeq, a predicted model, not a curated record